Caenorhabditis briggsae is the source of this 2067-nucleotide messenger RNA. RefSeq names its product Protein CBR-SRM-4 (gene Cbr-srm-4). The transcript is spliced from 9 exons. The record is from RefSeq and is a predicted model, not a curated record. Lineage: Eukaryota; Metazoa; Nematoda; Chromadorea; Rhabditida; Rhabditidae. The coding region runs from base 1 to 2067 and encodes 688 amino acids.
AUGGUGUCAACUUCUUCAGCUCCUCCUGACAACCAAAGCUCGGAUCAAAUUGGUCCACCAGCCGAACUAGCUCCGGUGAUAGCCAGAUAUCAUUUCUACAAUGACUUAAUUGCCGGACUCUUGAGUUUGACACUCAACUUUUUACUGGUGUUUAUUAUCGCUAAACGCGGUUUCUCUGCUUCAAAACUAUUCAAAAAAGUGAUGGGAUUGUCUAAAUGCUUUGAGAUUUUGUUCAGUGCUAGUUACAUAAUGACGGCACCGGUAAGUUAUGGUCCAUCAGAUUUUUUAAAGACCGCGCCUCAGGUUUUCACAUCUAUUCACAUUAAACCCUCGUUUUCUGCGCUUAUGAUUGUGAACACCGGAUGGCAAUUCAAUUUCAUGUGUAGCAUUCUUUUUCUAUCAGCUGCAUUGGUUCUCCUGACACAACAAAUUCUUUUGGCUCCUUGGCUCUAUUUUUUCAGAUAUGCUCAAGUUUGCAGAAAAGACGGUGUAAAAUGUACUGACAUCUGCCUUAUCAUUUUUAUCAAUUUAACUUUCCAACUUUUUACAUCUGUUUGUCUGUGCUAUGCAUCUGUUCCAACCGAUGAUGACAUCGGAUUUUUUGGAAGUGUUACCAUGAAUUUUACUGGUGUUGAAACCGCAUUUCUCCUAUUAUCCUACUCAAAGAAAAUACUCACAACACCAGAAAAAAUCAGUCAAAUUGUGUCAAUCAUUUCUGCAUUUGGCUACCUCGCCAGUCUAAUCUUGUCAGUUGUCAUUAUGAUUUUUUGCAGUAUCAAGAUCAAUAUGAAAGUUCGAGAAACAAAGAACACAAGUAACAAUUUAUUGGUGUUGCAGAAGAAAAUGAAUAGGGUGCUUUUGACGCAGUUUUUCUGCCCACUAAUCUUCAUCCAAGUGCCCUUCUACUACUCAGUCCUCGGCCCAAUCGUCGGCCUAUCUCAAGGCCUUCUCACUGAUCUUCUACCCCUUCUAUUCUCCUGGUCACCCGCUAUCAACACUCUUUUCAUAUUCAUCUUAAAUUUCGAAAUUCGAAAUGCCCUGGUCGAGCUAAAUGGACCUUCGGUUGAAGUUGCGACAACCACAGCCAGCCUUGCUUGGUGGAACAAUAUUGUGGCGUGUGUGCUUUGCCUUUCGAUGAGUCUAAUUGCUACUUAUAUUCUGGUGAAUUCCAAGAUGAUUCAGAGUUACCUAAAAGUCACUUAUGUUUUUUUCAAGACUAUUGAUAUUGCAUUCAGUGUGAUGUUUGUUAUCUCGUGUCCGAUGUUCGUCGCGAUUGAAACAGACUCUAAUUUCAAUGGUCUCAUGAUUGUAAAUGCUGGAAUACAACUUCCAUUUCUCCUAUCCAUGUUAUGCCUCAUGUUGUCUAUCAUCCUUUUAACCCAACUCAUUUUUAUAUCUCCAAUUACCUACUUCAUACGGUAUCUGCAAAUUUGUAGAAAAGGAAUCCACCUACCACAUGUCAUCUCAAUCAUCACUCUCAAUAUAUUUCUACUUGUUUUGAGUUCUGGAGUUUUGUGCUACUCAUCGUAUACGACUAUAAACGAUGUCAUCGUUCUAAGUGGCAUAGCUGUGAAUUACGUCGGUCAUGAAACGGUUUUUCUGGUUUUAUCCUAUGAUAAAAUCGAAACCGAGUUCACUGCCUACAUCUCCAGUUUCACCUACCUUCUUAUCCUCAUUUUCUCGGUUGUCCUUAUGAGUUUCAGUCAUUUGAAAAUCAACUCCAAGAUCAAUUCGAAUCUUAAUAUGAGUGAAAAUUUGAAGAAAAUGCAGAAUCGAGCAAAUCAGAUUCUAACAUCCCAGUUCAUAAUAACUCUAAUAUUCGUGCAACUUCCAUUCUUCUAUUCUGUCCUUGGUCCAAUGGUAGCUGCAUCCCAGAAACUUGCCACGUAUCUUCUCUCAAUUCUAUUCGUCUGGGGUCCCGUUGCCAAUACCGCCAGCUUAUUCAUUCUCAAAACCGAUGUCCGUCAAAAAUUCUUCGGAGGAUGCCGCCAGGAAACCGAAUCAACAGUGAUUAAUGUAGCCGACCGAUCCGCUAUGAAGUCUGAUAUGAAAUUGAGAUCUACCUAA